This is a messenger RNA of Lymnaea stagnalis (great pond snail), 15232 nucleotides long. Lineage: Eukaryota; Metazoa; Mollusca; Gastropoda; Lymnaeidae. The record is from the annotation of a GenBank genome assembly.
GGACCAUAAUUUUGUGACACUCACAGAUACCGAGAGACUACAAACAGACGUAAGAAAUCUUUUUUUUUUUUUCUUUUCGAUGUGAUUCUCCAUGUUGCCUUCUUCAUUUGGAUUUCUGCUGCUUCUAUUUGUUUGCUUAGUGUGCCUCACUUUGAUAUUUGUUUAGUGUGCCUCACUUUGAUAUUUGUUUAGUGUGCCUCACUUUGAUAUUUGUUUAGUGUGCCUCACUUUGAUAUUUGUUUAGUGUGCCUCACUUUGAUAUUUGUUUAGUGUGCCUCACUUUGAUAUUUGUUUCCAAGAUUAGUUUUAUCAUUCCAAUUCUCAAACACGCAAGUUUUCUGUACAGUGUCAAGCCGUGGAGUACAACACAAUAUCACAUAGUGUGUGGUCUUCAUGCCAAAUAUUAUAUUUAAUAUCAUAUCCGGAAAUUUGAUGGAAAGAAAUUUCGUCGACGAUAAAUUAAUCGACGGUAAUUUGAUCGAACGGAAAUUUGGUCGAAUCUUUUCUAUCAGUUUUUACGUUAAAAUUUUGCUUCGAAUUUCUUUUUGAACGCACUUUCUUUUUUUCUACUAUAUAUUACAGGGCGUUCAACAAGAAAUUCGACGAAAUUUUAAAGCAUGAACUGAAAGAAAGCUUCGACCUAAUUUCUGUUCGAUCAAAUUUCAGUCGAUAAUUUUAACCUCGACGAAAAUUUUUUUCUAUCAAAUUUCCGGGAACCAUUUGAUAUCAUUGUUUAAAAAAAUGUUAUUAGAAUUCACUGAUUGUCAUAACACAUUUUGAGAAGUUACUCAUUGAUAAAACGUAGUUUAAUAAGUCAUUCAUUGACAAAACGGGUUUUAAGAUCUCACUCAUUGAUAAACGUAUUUUAAUAAGUUAUUAUUGACAAAACGGGUUUUAAGAUCUCUCUCAUUGAUAAAACGUAUCUUAAUAAGUUAUUUAUUGACAAAACGGGCUUUAAGAACUCGUUGAUUGACAAAACGUAUUUAAUAAGUCAUCCAUUGACCUUUAAAUGACUUUUUGAAGAAGUUUAAAUGAAUGACCAUACAAUGAAUAAACAAGUCUUUAAGGAUCCUCUUUUACUUUUAUAGUUUUUGAACUACUAGUACACUUCUCAUUCAACUCUUCAGGUUAGUACACUUCUCAUUCAAUUCUUCAGGUUAGUACACUUCUCAUUCAAUUCUUCAGGUUAGUACACUUCUCAUUCAACUCUUCAGGUUAGUACACUUCUAAUUCAAUUCUUCAGGUUAGUAUACUUCUCAUUCAAUUGUACAUGUUAGUACACUUCUUAUUCAACUGUACAUGUUAGUACACUACUCAUUAAAUUUUUCAUUUUAAUACAUAUUUUGUUCAAUAUCUUUAAAUCUGAUUCCCUAACAUUUGAGUAAAAUCUAGACGGAAUGGCAUUGGAGCUGAUACCGUGAUGGACACUCCUUGGCUCAAGUCUGCCAUCGUGCAGUGUGAACCUAUGUUUAAAGCUGUAGGAUAUGUUUGCUUUAGUUUUUAGUUUUCAACGAAAGCAUACUCAAGAGGCGUAGCGAGGGGGGGACAGAUGUCCCCGGGCGCAAGCUAGUUAGGGGCCCCAUAAUGUGCUUUGAUAUUAUAUUAUUGGUAAAAAUAAUGUUAAAAAAAUAAAAGGGGGCGCUUUAAAAUGGAUCUUGCCUCUAAUCUUUCUAUUCUUAUCUCCAAAAAGUCUAUUUAUUUUAACUUACGCUUCUAUGCUCUAGUCCACCAACUCAUUGUACGAUCUAGUCCACCAACUCAUUGUACGAUCUAGUCCACCAACUCAUUGUAUGCUCUAGUCCACCAACUCAUCUCUACAUUCACACUGCCCCCCGCUGUAGCCUCAAACCAACCCUUUCUUAUCACUCUAAUUUUAUUCUCAACCUCUAUAUAAAAAAAUACGACCCCACUUCUUUUCGGUGUCCUCCACUCUUCCACCAUUCGCUAACCCAAUGCCCCGUCCUUCAUCCAUAAGCUACGUUCACAGUUGUUAUACCUCCAUCUAUUCUCUGACACAACAUCUACUAUAAUCAAGAAGUAAUUAAUAUAUAUUUUCAUUGGUCAUUUAAUGGUAUUUCAUUAAUUCAAAGUAUUUACACGUUUUAAGCCUAACUGGGCUACCGUAUCUUUCUCCUCCCAACUGUUCCCAAUUUCAUCCCUUAUUUAACCACCUGACUCCUAAAUCUUUUAUCUCACCUUCAGCCCUUGUCCUCUGACCUAUCACGUGACCUUCAUCCCUUGACCUAUGACCUACCGUGUGACCCUAAGGUAACUCCCAGAAUAAAAUGUUCAUGUAAACCACACAUUCAUCCCGAAUAUCCAUAGAAUGUUAUUCAUGGCCCACAAUUCCAUAGAAUAUUAUCCAUGGCCCACAAUUCCAUAGAAUAUUAUCCAUGGCCCACAAUUCAAUAGCUUAUUAUCAAUGGAACAAAACUCUUCUUGAGCAUCAAAAAAAUGUUUAUGUCCUCCAAGCCCCCAAGCCCCUCCUAUUUUUUGUAAUCUAUUUGUAUAUAAUCUUUUUUUAUUGUAAUAAAUUUGUAUUGAAAUGCACUUGUGUUGUAAUCUAGUGUAUUGUAAUCUAUUUGUAUUGAAAUCUAGUUGUAUUGUAACCUAUAUGUGGUGUAUAUAUUUGUAUUGUAUCUAUGAAAAGCAAUAUAAAGGUCAACUUUAAAAGGUAUCCCAGCAAAACAACAACCACAAACAAAACAAACACACUUUUUUUCAAAUUAUCUUUAAAUUGCCCUUCGUCCUUGGUAACAUUGCCCUUCGUCCUUGGUAACAUUGCCCUUCGUCCUUGGUAACAUUGACCUUCGUCCUUGGUAACAUUGCCCUUCGUCCUUGGUAACAUUGCCCUUCGUCCUUGGUAACAUUGCCCUUCGUCCUUGGUAACAUUGCCCUUCGUCCUUGGUAACAUUGCCCUUCGUCCUUGGUAACAUUGACCUUCGUCCUUGGUAACAUUGCCCUUCGUCUUUGGUAACAUUGCCCUUCUUCCUUGGUAACAUUGCCCUUCGUCCUUGGUAACAUUGCUCAAACCCAUUCCAAUGAUUUUCUGCAUGCCUUAAACCUGUCCAGACACCUGUCCAGACACCUGUCCAGACACCUGUCCAGACACCUGUCCAGACACCUGUCCAGACACCUGUCCAGACACCUGUCCAGACACCUGUCCAGACACCUGUCCAGACACCUGUCCAGACACCUGUCCAGACACCUGUCCAGACACCUGUCCAGACACCUGUCCAGACACACUUUAUGUCUUCCAUAAAUUGUGUUGUUUGGUGUUUUUUUUUACUUUAGAGCCAUUUCAUAAUUUACUAAAAAACGAGUCCUGUCAGCAUCGAUACCGGCACCUGCAGAUGUAUCAACAAAUGUACAAAUGUUGACAAUGACAUAUGUACAAAUGUUGACAAUAGCAUAUGUACAAAUGUUGACAAUGACAUAUGUACACAUGUUGACAAUGACAUAUGUACACAUAUUGACAAUGACAUAUGUACAAAUGACAACUACGACACCUGUCGAGGGGCCCACGAUCAAUUGGUUGAUCAUUCUGGCUCCUGGUUUAAAUUUAGAGUUUGCCUUCUCUUAGAUGGGUUGCCGUCCAAGGCUAACGCGUCCCAAUCCCCAACCCGGGGUGCUUGGGAUGUUGGCUUUGGUGGGGAUUAAACUCCAGACCAUCAGCUAUUUGGGUUUGAGACAGUUUAGAGCGCUCGGCCACCCAACACCUGUAAAAUAGUCAUCAACGAAGCCUGUUCAAAUAUCAAACAGGACAACUGUUCAAAUGUCAUCAACGAAGCCUGUUCAAAUGUCAAACACGACAACUGUUCAAAUGUCAUCAACGAAGCCUGUUCAAAUGUCAAACACGACAACUGUUCAAAUGUCAUCAACGAAGCCUGUACAAAUGUCAACAACAACAGCUGUUCACAUGUCACCAACGACACGUGUACAAAUAUAAUACCAUCUUUGAAUGAACACAUUAAGCGUAAACUUUGAACUGUCCUUGACAAUCACAUAACAUUUGGAUUAUGCUGCGAGUGACCAUCUCUCUUCAGAAGUUUUUGACGUCAUCGCUUGACACUCAAUUCCUGUCUUGGGUAGAGAAUGAAAGCCAGACCACCCUGUCCCCUUCUCCUAUGAGAUUUAAUGUUUUUUCCAGGCUGAAGUGUCCUAUUCUCCUUUAGUACAAGUAUGGAACCAAGCACUUCAGAGGAGAACUUGUAAAUGUCGCUGGCUUCAUUCUACACAAUAGGUCCACUCUAUGAAGGUGUUUGAAAAUCCUUAUCACUGUCGAUCACGUCUUUACUCAAUGCGAUAUAAGACUUCCAGGCUUUGUACUCUGAGAGCCACGGCAGUAGAAACGCUUACAAAUUCAGAGUGCGGAACAUGUCUCCUGGAUGACGGUAGUCUGGUGUAAGAGCACUUGUCACAAUUUUGUUCCGUUUAAUUUUUUGAUAUCUACAAGAUUUUGAAGUUGUUAUUGCUCCCCAUAUCAAGGUGGUUCUGAAUGUAAGGCCGGUUCUCUUACACUCAUAAACGAUCAUUAAUUCUCCAUAGAUGUUUCGCUUACAAUAUUGAGAGCCCUUGGAUUGUCUUGAUCUCCAAGCUCGGAAACAAAUAAACCAAAUAUGUUGCAUGUUACUAUUUUGUUAUUGUCAUGUUGUAUUUGUCGUCAUGGCCAUAAAACACAAGACACUAAGAACAGCCAUAAAACCCAAGGCACUAUGAACAGCCAUAAAACACAAGACAAUAGGAACAGCCAUAAAACACAAGACACUAGGAACAGCCAUAAAACACAAGACACUAGGAACAGCCAUAAAACACAAGACACUAGGAGCAGCCGUAAAACACAAGACACUAGGAACAGCCAUAAAACACAAGACACUAGGAGCAGCCAUAAAACACAAGACACUAGGAACAGCCGUAAAACACAUAACACUAGGAACAGCCAUAAAACACAAGACAUAAAGAAAGAUAAUUUUGUAAUUAUUUUUGUGAGUGCAUAAGUUAUCAAUAAAAAAUUUUACAUUCAAAAUAAAAGUCAUUUCAAGAUAUAUGAAGAGUCGAUUUUCAAAACGGGGUAUCAGCCAUUUUGAAAAAAAAUGAGCUAACUGUACAUUCUUGUAGAGCAAACCAGGUUCCUUUAGGGCAUGUUAAAGUUUAACUACAAAACACAUUUUAAUCCUAUAUUAUUCUAUGUCUAAAAUUGAUUUUAUUUUCAAACCACGGUGUGGAUUUUUUUUUGUAUCAUCAAAAUGCUGUAUAUAUUUUAGGACCAAUCCGUGUGAUUGGCGAGCUAUUCUGCGGCAUUCUGCGCGUGCGCACUAAACAUCACGACGCGAAACAACAACAAAAACGUUGCAUAGCGACGGCCUGGAUGAAAGAGUUGUCUGUACUAGAAAUUCUCGAAAAAGAAAUUAUAAAAGCUCAACACCAGAAAUAGACAAAUCAUUUCGUCAUUCCAGCGGAGGAAAGAUCCCGUCGGUCACGUGUCAUCACGAUAACUGGUUCUGCAAGGUGAGUUACCGGUGACUUUAGUAAAAAAAACACUAAAUUUCAUUUUAAAUUAUUAUUAUUACUUUAUUUAUUUAUUUAUUUAGGCAUUUUUAUAUAGCGCUUAUCAUAAAGCUCUAAGCGCUUUACAAUUAUUAAAACAUGUAAACUAAAUGGUUAUGGUUACUACACAUCAAAUGUAUUAAGCAACAUGCACAUAAAAAGUUGCUUUACAGAGUUAGCUGUGUUAUUUAUUACACAUUCCAUCUUUGACAUGCAGAUCCAGCCAUGACAGAAUAAAAGGGUGCUCAAGGAAAGAGAUAUUUGCCCUCUGAUUUGAAUAUAAAUAAGAAGCAUCCACUUUUCCUGGAACAAAACAUUGAAGAUGAUGCACACUCUGAAUCAGACACUUCAUUAUUUUUCUAUUUUGUCGUUGUUCUAAAGUCAAAUAAAAUGGUUUGUGAAUUGACCAUCAUCUUGUUUCCUUUUGUUUAGAAUUCAGAUGUAUAAAAAAAAUCAUGCAAACUUAUAGCACUCUAAACAUGACACUAUUACAAGCGACUUUCCAGCAUUUAUAAUACUGUUCUGUUAAAAUAUAUCAAUAAAAACCAUUAAUCAUACACUAUUAUCUAAUGUCUAUGAUACAAUUUGAUUUUAUUUUGCUAUGUAAGUGGUUUGUUAUCUAUCAACAAUUUUAAUUAUUUGCUACUGGGAAUAAUGUUAUCAAAAUGGAUAUACAGCAUUUUGUCGCUAAGUUACAGCUGGAUACACAGCAUUUUGAAACGAAGUAAGAAAUUCAACCAAGUAAAUAAAUACAUUUUAAUGAACCUAAAUUUCAAUUCUCAUCAUAAUCGAACGUAUACUUUGAAUGUAUACCUAAUUAAACGUUUACUUUUCCGACAAUUUGAGCCAUCACUGUGUAGCAGCAAAAGUCGCGUAUCUCAAAACGCCAAAAAUGGAGAUACAGCAUUUUGAAAAUCGACUAUUCAAUGCACUCCAUAGUAUGUUAACUUGUGCAUUCCAUAUUAAGUUUGUCUACACAUUUCACAUGUACUUAAAUCAAUUUUAUAAUCCAGUUAAAAUUUAUUGGAUGCCCAGCUAUUGUAGUUUUAUAAGAUUUAAGUCUUACAAUAAAUGUUAUGUGUUUCAAGUUUUCAAGUCAACAAGAAAACACCUGCCAACCACAGUUGACUUUCACGAUGCUUACGUCACCAAGUCAUCUGGUUGUCUUAGCCUGUAUCCUGGCUCAUGGCUCAGCUCUUACACAGAGGCUCACCUAUAAAAGCAAUGAAAAUAUCGGUUCAUUCAGCCCUGACGAGAUACAAGCCAUCUUGCAUGCACACAAUGCUUACAGGAGUGUAAUCAAACCUACAGCCAAAUACAUGGCAGAAGUGGUAAGUAAAUGCAUAACGAAAGACGUCUGUGAAAAUACAUGACAGAAGCUGUAAUCAAAUGCAUGUCAAAAGUGGUAUGAAAAGAUAUUAAAUGUCAGAAAUUGUAAGAAAAUACAUUACAUGUCAGAAGUGGUAUGAAAAUAAUUACUUGUCAUAAGUGGUAAAAAAAUGCAUUACAUGGCAGAAGUGGUAAGAAAAUACAUAACAUCGCACAAGUGGUAAGAAAAUACAAUGCAUGGCAGAAGUAUUAAGAAAAUGCAUUUACAUGGCAGAAGUGGUAAGAAAAUACAUUACAUGGCAGAAGGGGUAAGAAAAUAAAUUACUUGGCGGAAAUGGUAAGAAAAUACAUUACAUGGCAGAAGUGAUAUGCCCCUACUUGCUUUUUAAACUUUUAUUGGCUUUGUUUUGACCUACUCAUGUAAAUGUUUGACCUACUCAUUCAAAUGUUUGACCUACUCAUGUAACGGUUGGACCAACUCCGGUAAUUGUUACAGCAACUCAAGUAAUUGUUAGCUCUUUUCUCGUUUCUGUGUAACCUAUUUAUGUGACAUCCAUAUUGAACUUAAUAUGUGCCGCAUGUUACCCUGAGAUUCUGUUCAAUAUAUGAUGUAUGUUAACCUGAUCUUAUGUUUAGCUUUGAGCAGCUCUUGUCCUCAUGACAAAAAACAAAGUUUAAGCUCGCAUGACAAUCUUCUGAUAUAGAUGUCAAUCAUUUUGGUCGAGCAGCUUUAACUUUAACAAAAGAUGGAUACAAGUUGUUCAAUCAAUUCUUUCACAAUGCAUUGCGCGCCGUCUCUUCAUUCUUGUCAUACAGCCAUUCAUAGAUGCAUUUUACUCAUUGAUCUAAGCUGUUGCAUUCAAUACUUGGCACAUGUUGCAUUCAAGUCGUCUGUUCGUCAUAGAAAUAAGAAAUAUAGUUUUCGCGUAAAAAUUAAAAAAAAGUGGGUGCAUUUAAAAUUAAAUUACAACAUUUUAAAUAGGCUCUUAAUUUUCUUGAUUGUCGAAAGAAAAUUGUAAUAAAAUUGUCUGAUAAUCAUUCAAUUUGAAAGUUAGUUGAUUUUAAUAAAAUUUAAUAGUUAAUUUAGACCGAAGUAUCAAUUUAAAUUUAAUACCACAUUUUAUUUACUUUAUUUGUCGAAAGAAUCUAUUUAUAUUUGAUACAAAACCUUAAUUCAUUCAUUUUGUCCGAAAAUUUCAAUGUAAUUUGGACCCCUGGCAACAAACACACUCAUAACGUAGACUCACAUUAGUUUUCUUGGUUCAAUAAUAAAAUAAAAGUUGUAUCAUUAUAACUACGUGUAGACCUUCAUGUUGAUACAAAACUUUUGGACAUAUAUUAUGUCGUCCUUUAUAUUGAUAAAAAAAACCGAUGGUUCUUUUAUAUAGUGGCUAAGUGGACUUUUAAGGACUACAUAAUAUUAUAUAGACAUAUAUUUUGAUACAAAACUAUUGGAAAUAUAUGUAGACCUAUAUAAUGAUACAAAGCUAUUGGACAUGUAUAUAUACCUAUAUAUUGAUACAAAAACUAUUGGACAUAUAUGUAGACAAGGGGUCUCAAAACUAUUUUCACGGUGGGCUGGAUAACGGAAAAAUGAGAAGCGCGGGCCUUAUAAUCAUUCCGUACAAUACUUGCAAGCCAGAACGAAAGCUCUGGGGGGAAAAGGGGGGAAAACUAAGUUAAGUAUUCCAUGUUAAUCCCGUGUGAGUGGCGUGCAAUUUACAAAAAAACAAAGAAAACCAAACUAAAUUUAUUUUCUAAAAAUGUUAUCAAAGAAGGGGACGUUAGCAAAGAGAUAGUUACAUCAGACCUAGUGCGCACAUAUUCGAAUAUCGCAUAUAAGCAGCAAAAAAAGUCAGUGAGAUUUAUGAAACUGACAUUUGGCUUUCAAGAUUUCUUCAAUAUUUGGUUUCGAAUUGCUGCAUCCAAUCAAAAGAAUUGUAUUCAAAUGUUUAUCAGUCACUCUAGUUCAAUGUGUUAACUUUACAUGCUUCAUUUUUGAAAAUGUUUGCCCACAGACAUAAGUUGUUCGAAACACUGACGCCAUACCAGUGGUCGAAGUUCUUCAGUUUCAGAUACUCAACAUCAGGUUAGCAGCGGUGAAAUCCAACAAGUUUUCCUUCUCUGUGCUGUGGGUAAACAUACGUUUGAUCAUGUAAAUUCAUAUACCGUCGGUGGGCCGGAUGAUCUGGCCCGCGGGCCGUAGUUUGGAGACCCCUGAUUUGGACAUGUAUGUAGACCUACAUAUUGAUACAAAAUCUUUUGGACAUGUAUGUAGACCUAGAUAUUGAUACAAAAUCUUUUGGACAUGUAUGUAGACCUACAUAUUGAUACACAAUCUAUUGGACAUGUGUGAAGACAUAUAUAUAUAUAUAUAUAUAUAUAUAUAUAUAUUGAUACAAAAACUAUUGAACAUAUAAUGUAGAUCUACAUAUUGAUACAAAAUCUAUUGGACAUAUCUCCAUAAUUACCCCAUGAUAGUCUAGUCCAGGCCUGCACAACGUACGGCCCGCCAGUACCCAUUUUGCGGCCCGCGAAGUAACGAAAUAUUCUUUAUUCUUCAUAUUUUCUUGAUAGCUUUCCCCCGUCCUAUUGUCUAUUGUCUUUUGGCCCGCACAAGUUUUUCCUAAUGUAUUACGGCCCGCCUUACAUUGUGAGUUGUGCAGGCCUGGUCUAGACCGUUCACUUACUUCGUGCUACAACCGCACCAUCAAAUGAUCUCACCCACAAUAUUACGUGAGGAAUCUGAAAUCGCAUCUCCCCCCUCCCACCACACACACACACACAUCUCCCGGUUUCUUCUCACCUGUGAACUAAGAUACUCCAUUCAUCCCCCGUGGUCUUACCACAUUCCAACGGAUACAGUGUGCUAAGCACAAUGAAAGUUAUGUAUAACACGUUUAAAACAGAUAAUCAUCAGAUAAUCACCAGAUAAUCAUCGGAUCUUUAUAAUUUAUAACUACUGCUCAAUUGAAUGUGGACUACCAUUCGAAUAUGAUUGAUUCAAUAUUUGUCACUGACUGCUAUUUACUCCCAGUACUUAAGAUUAUGUAAAGAUAACUUUUAUUCCCAUGUCCUUGAGAUGCUGAACAUUUCUUAUUGAUUUAUUUAUCAACUGUGAAGUCAUGUGACUCGACUCAAUUUGUUCAAAUCAUCCCCUAAUGUUAAUUUUGAUCUACUUUAUAUGAUUUAUAGUCUUUAUGUGAUUUAUAUUCUUUCAAUGAUUUAUACUCUAUGUAUUCUUAUAUUAUUUAUAUUCAUGAAAUUAUUAAGUAUGGAGUCAAGAACGCUCGAAUAACCUUAACAUUGUUAUUAUAAAAAAAUAAAAAAAUAUUCGCUGUUCAAAUAAUAAAAUUAAACUUCGCUAACAAAGAUCAGACUGCUACCAUUGAGAAAUCUUGCUUGAUGUAAACUAGAUUUGAAUAUCUCCUUGAUGACGUCAUAGCCCUUCACCCUCCCCCCCCCCCAUCCCAUGACCUGCACCAUGAAAGGUUCACCUCCAAUAUUUUGAAGGACAUUUGUAAAACAUGUUUUGAACAUGCAGUUUUUUUUUUUUUUUUUUUUUAAUCCCAUGACAUGCACCAUGAAAGGUUCACCUCCAAUAUUUUGAAGGACAUUUGUAAAACAUGUUUGAAACAUGCAGUUUUUUUUUUUGUUUUUUUUUAAAUUCUUUCAUCUACCAAAGAAAUGAAACGAUUGUCAACAUUCUAUGCAACCACACAACUCUCUUAGUGCUAAACACUUGGUCACGUCAGAACUCAACGCAGUAACAUGGGCCCCGCAGAAAACUUUCUAGGGGGGGGGGGCAAAUUUUAUUUAGUAAUGUUUUAAUGUAGUUUAAAUUUGCUAUAGCGUAUUUGUAUGGUGAACGAAUGGACAGGACAUCAGCUUAGUUACUUUCUCUUUAUUUUCUCUUUACUUUAAUACAUUUUUUGUCUAUUUUUGUCUAAAAAAAAUUUCUACAAUCAAUCCAGGGGAGGGGGGGCAAGAGCCCCCCUUGCCCCCCCCCUGCGGGCGCCCAUGCGCAGUAACAAUAUGUACAACUACCAGCCUAAUAGUGUAUCAACUGAAAGAUAGUGUACUGCAAAUUAAUUAGAGAACAAAAGGUGAACUAUCGGUUUACCAAUUGAGCAUUAAUAUCGUAUUAUCUUAGGCAAAAUACCGUACCAUAAAACCGUACCACCAUACCGUACCAUAAAACCGUACCGCCAUACCGUACCAUAAUACCGUACCAACCCAGAUGGUUAUUGAAUCAACAUUGGAGUAUAGGCCCUGCAUAUAAUGUAUAUUUUUGUAGCAUUGUUUGACUUAAUUCUAGUUGUCUUACUUCAAAAUAAAUAAGCGAUGACCGAUAAAUGGUGCGCUCAGUCAAAACGUGAACUGCUUGUGCUUCAGUGCGCCUGCCCUCGGCUCCCACACUUAAUCCACUUCUCAACACUUCGAAUGUCUUCACAAUGGCUGCCCCGAACCGAGGUUCAACAUGUUUGUUUUGUCCGCACAACAAUAGCUGCCCCGAGCCGUGGUGAAACGUUUCUUAAAGCAGACCAUCAAAGGGCACUCAAGCUUAUCAAAGAAUACGUUCAAUGCACUUCACAUAGAAAGCUCGUGACAGCAGAUUCUUUACAAGACAUAAUUCAACAGCGGUUCAAAGCAGUUAUGUCACAAAAUAGUUGAUUUCUGAGCAAACAUCUUAACUUGAUACUUAGGUCUACUGGACAUUUUCGAGGCCAAUCACCUGGUCUAGAGCCGUUCACCUGUCAGAGAUGGCUUUAAGGGCAUCGAUUAGGCUUGAAAGGACUUGAGUAGACAACAGGCUGACACGACCUGGGGACAGCCAUCAAGAUUGACAGUUCAGAUAGAAGUGGAUUCUUUAAUCUUGCAUGCGAUGAUUAUGUGAAACUAUUAUGACUGGUUCACUGUGGGCAAGUUAUCUCCCCGGUUUGGUGACUGAUUGACUGUGGGCAAGUUAUCUCCCCGGUUUGGUGACUGGUUGAAUGUGGACAAGUUAUCUCCCCGGUUUGGUGAUUGGUUUAUUGUGGACAAGUUAUCUCCACGGUUUGGUGACUGGUUAAUUGUGGACAAGUUAUCUGCCCGGCUUGGUGACUGGUUUAUUGUGGACAAGUUAUCUCCCCGGUUUGGUGACUGGUUUAUUGUGGACAAGUUAUCUGCCCGGCUUGGUGACUGGUUUAUUGUCGACAAGUUAUCUGCCCGGCUUGGUGACUGGUUUAUUGUGGACAAGUUAUCUCCCCGGUUUGGUGAUUGGUUUAUUGUCGACAAGUUAUCUGCCUGACUUGGUGACUGGUUUAUUUUGGACAAGUUAUCUCCCCGGUUUGGUGACUGGUUUAUUGUGGACAAUUUAUCUCCCCGGUUUGGUGACUGGUUUAUUGUGGCCAAGUUAUCUCCCCGGUUUGAUGACUGGCUUAUUGUGGCCAAGUUAUCUCCCCGGUUUGGUGAAUUGCCUCUAGGGUCCUAGGAUAAGGGGCAAAGACAGAACAAAACUAUAAUUAAAUCACAGCACCAUUUCAGGGUAUUUAAAAUAGACUUCCUUCAUUGAAUGUUUGCUUGUCACAUGCUCUCGUAUAGACUUCCUUCAUUGAAUGUUUGCUUUUCACAUGCUCUCGUGUUUGUUAUUCCCAUAAUUAAUUGCAUGUUAGAUAUUCACAGACCAUAAGGAUUAUUCAUUCCAAUAGUUGCAGGGGUUUGAUAAGUGAGACUCUUUGUUCGCCCUGCUUUUUAUUCCAACAGCUUCCUUCAAUGUAAACAUGUCUUACUUAAAUCCUGUAAACCACGUGCGCAUUUAGAGAGAACAAAAUAUAGCGCAAACAUAUCCAUACACAGCCCACAUAGCCACCCUCACCACACACUUCCAACAUAGCUGCCCCCACACCACACAUUCUAAGACCAAUAACUCCCUCCCCAUAAAUUCCACCGAACUACAACCACACCUCAUCUCUCAAACUAACCACCCCUCCACAAAUAGCCACCAAUAGCCAACAAUAGCCACCACUAGCAACAAAAAGCCACCAAUAGCAACCAAUAGCCACCAAUAGCCACCAAUAGACAUUAAUAGCCACAAUUAGCCACCAAUAGACACCAAAAAUCCCCCACCACACACUCCCCCUACCUCACACCUCACACUCCCCACCAGACUACUCAUCCAUCACUCACUCCCCCCCCAACUACUCCCCCACCAUCCACUCCCCCACAACCUCACACCACACACUCCCCACCAAACUACUCUCCUAACACACAUUCCACACCCAACUACUCCCCCACCACACUUUCCACACCCAACUACUCCCCUACCACACUCUCCCCACCCAACUAAUUCCCCCACCACACCCUCCCCACCCAAUUACUCCCCCACCACACACUCCCCACCCAACGAUCCCUACACCACACAAUCCCCACCCAACAGCACCCCCUAGAUUGGUUGGUCACAUGAGCAGUGGCGUAGCUAAGGUAGCUGUCACCCGGUGCGGUAAACUCAUGGUGUCAACCCACUCUCCAAUCCCCCCCCCCCCCAAACCGAUUUCCACGAUGAAUUUCUGCAUGUUAAAAGAAGUCAACAGUAGAACAAUGCCAAGAACAAAAAAAAAAAAGCUUGUUAAAUUCAGGGAGUCAGAUGUGGUUAAGAACUUCAAGAACGUUAACUUGCGAGGGAACGAAUCCUAAAAGCUUGACUUUGUUAAAAAAAAUGUUACUGGUAAAAAUUACUGUACUGACGUCUGCAAAUCAGUCAUUUAAUUCAUUGAGGUCAGUCAUUUAGUCAUUGAGCUCAUUCAGUCAUUGAGGUCAGUCAGUCAGUGAGGUCAGUCAGUCAGUGAGGUCAGUCAGUCAGUGAGGUAAAUCAGUCAGUGAGGUCAGUCAGUCAGUGAGAUCAGUCAGUCAGUGAGGUCAGUGACAUCAGUCAGUCAGUGAGGUCAAUCAGUAAGUCAGCCAGUCAGCCAGUCAGUCAGUGAGGUCAGUCAGUCAGUGAGGUCAGUCAGUCAGUGAGUCAGUCAGUCAGUUAGGUCGGUCAGUCAGUCAGUCAGUCAGUGAGUCAGUCAGGCCUGUUACUGUUUAUAAAACAUCAAUACUUUUCGGACAAUUUCUAUUAAACUUAACGAUCGAAUAAAGGAGAGGCGAAAAUAUGGCAGAGUUGAAACUAGACAGAGGCGAAAUUAUUGGCAGAGGCGAAAUUAGGACAGAGACAAAACUGGGGCAGAUGCGAAACUAGUGCAGAGGCGAAAAUAGAGCAGAAGGGAACCUAGGGCAGAAUUGAAACUAGGGCAGAUGUGAAAGUAGAUUAAAGGCGAAACUAGGGCAGAUGCGAAACUAGAUAUGAGGCGAAAAUAGGUCAGAUGCAAAACUAGGGCAGAUUCGAAACUAGCGCAGAGGCGUUAAUAGAGCAGAGGUGAAACUAGGGCAGAUGCGAAACUAGGGCAGAUGCGAAACUAGGGCAGAUGCGAAACUGGGGCAGAGGUGACAUAUGAAGCUAAUUUUUGUAAAAGUUGAAGCAGUUAAAAAUAAAAUUUAACGAUUAUUUCGUUUCUAUGGUGUAUUCCUUUGAUCAAUUCUUUCAAUCAUGUUUUCCUUUGAUCAAGUCUUUCAAGCAUGUAUUCCUUUGAUCAAUUCUUUCAAUCAUGUAUACCUUUGAUCAAUUCUUUCAAUCAUGUAUUCUUUAGUCAGUUUUUUUUUCAAUCGUGUUUUUCUAUGAUCAAUCCUUUCAAUCAUUUUUUCCUGUGAUCCAUUCUUUCAAUCAUAUUUUUCUUUUGAUGAAUUCUUUCCAUAAUGUUUUCCUUUGAUCCAAUCUUUGAACCGUGUAUUCCUUUGACCAAUUUUUUCAAUCGUUUUUUUCUUUGAUCAAUUCUUUCAAUCGUGUAUUCCUUUGAUCAAUUCUUUCAAUCAUGUUUUCCUUUGCCCAAUUCUUUCAAUCAUGUUUUCCUGUGAUCAAUUCUUUCAUUCAUGUUUUCCUUUAAUCAAAUCUUUCAAUCAUAUUUUUACUGUGAUCAGUUCAUUCAAUCAUAUAUUCCAUUGCACCAUUUUAAAAGCUGAAAAAAAAAAAAUCUCCACUUCCAAUAAGAACAGUCAUCAAACAAUCACCAUCCUGCCAUUGUAGAUUAGUCAUUGAAUCGAAACACACCCGAACACAUCUGAACACGCUCGAACACAUCCGACUUUCAUGUCCAUUCAUAAGUUCUGUAUAAUAACGGUGAAGUUUCAAAGGUGACCAACAUUUUUUGGUUUGUUAACCAGGUGCAGCAUGAAGACAUUUCACAUCUGAAAUGUCUUGGUUUUGUCCACAGGUAUGGGAUGAAGACAUAGCUGCAUACGCCCAAGAUUGGGCGAACAACUGCACAGGCACCCACCGGGC